GCCGGCGCCGCCCCGGAGGCGGCUGCUGCCCGCCCCCCGCUUGGCUGUGCCGUGUGCAGCGCCAUGGUGAGGCUGUGCUGGGCGCUGCAGCGGGCGCGGGGCUGGGGCUCUCUGAGCGGGCUGCGGGCGCGGACCGACAAGUUCGGAGGGGUGAGCGUGGACCUGGCCGAGCUGCGCCGUCCCCUGCGCCUGGAGCGGGCCGCCUUCGGACGGUGGCUGCGGGGCUCAGUGGCCCAGUGGCGAGAAGAAGGCCACAUCGCUGUCUGGCUCCAUGUGCCCAUCCACCAGAGUAGUUUUGUGGCAGUGGCCGCUUCACAAGGCUUUGCUUUCCACCAUGCCGAGCGGGGUUCAUCCACCUUGACACUGUGGCUGGGAGAAGGGCCCAGCAGGCUGCCAGGAUAUGCCACCCACCAGCUGGGAGUCGCAGGUGCUGUUCUAGAUGAAAGCACUGGAAAGGUGGUGGUUGUACAAGACAGAAACAGGACUAUAAAUGCAUGGAAAUUUCCAGGAGGUCUGGCUAAUCCAGGUGAAGACAUUGGAGACACAGCAGUUCGAGAGGUUUUUGAAGAGACUGGCAUCAAGUCAGAGUUCAAGUCCAUCCUAAGCAUCAGACAGCAACACCAGCACCCUGGAGCCUUUGGGAAGUCAGAUAUGUACAUCAUCUGUCGCCUGCAGCCUUCCUCCUUUGCCAUCAGCUUCUGCCAGCAGGAGUGCCUGAAGUGUGAGUGGAUGGACCUGGAUGAGCUGGCUAGGACAGAACACACCACUCCCAUCACCAGCAGCGUAGCCAGGCUCUUGCUGUAUGGCUACCGGGAGGGGUUUGAUAAAAUUGAUAUAACCAUGAGGGAGCUUCCUGCCAUCUACACAGGCCUGUUUUACAAACUGUACCACAGGGAGCUGCCCGAGUCCUAUAGAAACAUCACACCAUAGCAACACAGUUCACAUUUCAUUAUAUUAAUAACUUAUAGUUACUACUGUACUGUUAUGUAGACCAUAUGAAAAUUAGCUAUGGACUUCUGCUCAGGUUAUUAGUAGAAAGUAAUUAUUUCUUCUCUUACAAGCUGCAGAGAGAUAUAAAUUAUUUUUAAAGUAAAUACUGCUCUAAGUGUGCAUCAGAUUGGUUUGCCUUUACCCUAUGAAGCAAACAAGGUAAAUAAAACAGCUCUACACAGAGAUCUGGCAAGAAACAGAACUGCUGCUGACCCUGAAAAUAUGUUUUCCACAUCAUCUUACCUCCACACACACUGUCACAACAAGGUUAAAAAGCAACAGAAAGGCAGUAUGAAACGUUCAUGGUUUAAGCUGUUAUCUGCAAGAGCAGUUAAAAUCAGCAGAGAGUUGCUUAUAUUUGCUGCUUCGGAGUGGAGCAGGAACCCCAACGUCUUCAGUGUAGUACGGCGUUUGCGCUGGGAACACGCGGUGGAGAUCAGCUCUUGGCAGACAUGGGAAGGAAGAGGAUAGCUUUCUGUCCAGGGCCCGUUUUGGGGCCAGGCUUGUACUGCCCAGUUCUUUUCAGUGCCACGUACCAGUCAGAGUAUUUCCGCGAUCGUCAAGUGUCCAGUUUCAGCCCUCCCAACGUAUGAGGCCAAAAUCAGACUUGUGAACAGCUUUGAAAACCUUCAGUGCAACUCCCUGAAGUCUGGGGAAGCAAGAACUUGGAUUCAUAGAAUGGUUUAGGUUGGAGGAGACCUUAAAGAUCAUCUAGCUGCAACCCCCCUGCCAUGGGCAGGGACACUCCCACUGGACAGAACAUGGAGAAGAGCUAUGGGAAGGGGCUGGGGCAAACAGAGCCAAGCAUACUGCUCUCAUCACACAUCUAACAAGAAAAAGCUGUGGAAAACAUCUGAAAACUAAUCUAUCUUAAUCACCCAAGUAUGGCUUUAUUAUGCUUUGUGAAUUACUCCUGACAAAUAAAACCAACAAACCCACAGCAACUCCUCCAGCGUCAUACCAGGCCAGAAGUUCAGAUUCUGUACAAAUAAACCUCUAGUGAAGGUUUUAAGGCCUGUAAAAAUAUUUGUAUAGUGUGGGUAGGCCUGUGAAAACUGUUACUGAGAGGAGAGGGGAAGAGAGGCAACAACUUGAAAUAAAAAAAAUGACAGAAAAAGGAAAAAAGAGGAAAAAAGAAAGACUUUUUUUUCCUGCAGAGUUUGAGAGGUGCUGACAUACUGAAAGCCCUCAAAGCAAAAUGAGCUUCACUGGAUCUUCCUCUCCAACUUGAAAAAAACAUGACUAGAUACAGCCAGA
Pogoniulus pusillus (Red-fronted tinkerbird) is the source of this 2247-nucleotide messenger RNA. It is a transcript of the gene NUDT6, whose product is annotated as nudix hydrolase 6. Lineage: Eukaryota; Metazoa; Chordata; Aves; Piciformes; Lybiidae. The transcript is spliced from 6 exons. Bases 64 to 930 code for a protein of 288 amino acids. Gene Ontology annotation, molecular function: NAD binding; NADH pyrophosphatase activity; ADP-ribose diphosphatase activity. The record is from RefSeq and is a predicted model, not a curated record.